This is a messenger RNA of Mesitornis unicolor (brown roatelo), 1149 nucleotides long. RefSeq names its product IQ motif containing D (gene DRC10). The transcript has 4 exons. Gene Ontology annotation, molecular function: protein binding. The coding region runs from base 1 to 1149 and encodes 382 amino acids. The record is from RefSeq and is a predicted model, not a curated record. NCBI's taxonomy places the organism in Eukaryota, Metazoa, Chordata, Aves, Mesitornithiformes, Mesitornithidae.
AUGGCAAGUCCAGAGAAUGUCAUGAAGAUGUCAGAGCCACGUCAGUUAAAACCUGGCAGCAUUGAGAGAGAAAGAAUUAAAAAUAUCUUGGAUGAGGUGAUCGCCAAGCUGGAGCUGAGCAGUUUGAUCCCACAGAUGCUCGACUCUCUGGACAGGUUUGCUGAUAUGCUGGGACCUGAGGUCACGAACAAACUCAUUGAGCACCAGAAGCUUUCCAAUGAAAUGAAGCGUCUGCUCUCCAGCUCUGAAGAAGAGGACACCAUGAGAGCUGAGGAACAACGAGGCCGUCUCUGCUUGCUAGAGCAACGUGUGAAACGUUCUGUUACAAGUGUCCUGAGGCUCUUGCUGGCCAACCCUUCGCUUUGCCAGGCCCUGAAACGUGAAGCCUGGGUGAGAAAUCCACCAGCUGAAGUGGUUAUCAAAGCCUUUGGGGACUUCAGGAAUUUCAUGCUUGAGAGACUCCUGGCAAGUCCCGUGGAACAGGAAGAAAAGAUUCCGUUGAUGGAAGACAUCUCCCUCCAGACUGAGAACACUGAAACAGCCACAGCUUUGCAGGCAGAGCUGGCAGCAGCAAUCCGGACUCAAGAGGAGGAGAUUCACAAGAGGGACGAAGUGAUCAAAGACCUCAAAACAUGCAUGCAAGAUCUGACCGAAGAAUGCAAGGCUUCCAUCCAGCAGAUCAAGGAGCAGGGAGAAAAACAGCAAAAAGAGGAGCUGCGAGCCUCCCAGGCCAGGUGUGCCAAGCUACAGCAGGACAUCGAGCAGCUCAGAGCACAACUUGAUGCAUCAGUGCUGGAGCAUCGAGCAUCAGAGCUGGCUCUCAGAAAGGGGAAUUGCAGAAAGGAGACGGAAUUAUGGAACUUGGUCCAGGAAUACGACACAGACAUGGCAGAGAAACAGGCUCAGUAUGAGGAGAUUCACGCUGCCUACACUGAGGAGAAGGCCCAGCUGGCUCUGCUGACCGAGAAGCAUGCUGUACUUCUUCAGGAGUAUUCCAAGAUUGAGGAAGAGCAGAAGAAGGCGGCUUUGAAGGAGUUGGCUGCUACCCGCAUCCAAGCCUUCUGGAGAGGCUACUUGGUCCGGUUGCUCUUCAAGCCAAAGAAGAAGGAGGGCAAGGGCAAGAAGAGCAAGAAAUUGUCGCGGUUUUAG